This is a messenger RNA of Sclerotinia borealis F-4128, 1947 nucleotides long. Lineage: Eukaryota; Fungi; Ascomycota; Leotiomycetes; Helotiales; Sclerotiniaceae. The record is from the annotation of a GenBank genome assembly.
AUGGCAGACUCAGAAGAUUGGAAACGCGAAGAGGAGGAAGAGGAAGAAGAGGCCGACGAGAUCGAUUAUCGUACACAAAAAGAUGCAGUUCUUUUCGUUAUUGAUGUCAGCGAGUCGAUGCUUACUUCUCCUCCCGUUUCCGAUUCCAAGAAAGCCGAUACAGAUAGUCCUACACUUGCCGCUCUCAAAUGCGCGUACAUGAUCAUGCAACAGCGUAUUAUCUCCAGUCCAAAGGAUAUGAUGGGUAUUAUGUUAUAUGGUAUUAAGGAAACAAAUUUUAAGGAUCAAAGUGGAUUGGAUACUUCGGUGUAUCCUCAUUGUUAUCUUCUUACAGACCUUGAUAUUCCUUCUGCGGAAGACGUCAAAGCAUUAAAGGAGAUUGUCGAGGAUGAAGAAGAAGCAAAGAACAUCUUGGUGCCAACGGAGGAGAAUGUGGACAUGAAUAAUGUGUUAUUCUGUGCCAAUCAGAUAUUCACGACGAGAGCGCCAAACUUCGGAUCACGACGAUUGUUCAUCAUCACUGACAGAGAUGACCCUCAUUCUGGGGAUAAGUCCCAGCGAUCUUUGGCUGCCGUUCGAGCUAAGGAUCUUUACGAUAUUGGUGUUGUUGUUGAACUCUUUCCGAUAUCAAUUCCAGAGUAUGAGUUUGAUCGCUCUAAGUUCUAUGAUGAUAUCAUAUAUCGUGACCCUCUCGCCGAAGACGCGCCUAAUAUAGGUCCGAACAGCAUCAAAUCCAAUGGUGAUGGAUUAUCUCUACUCAAUAAUCUCAUCAUGGACGUCAACUCGAAGCAAUCAGCCAAAAGGUCUCUAUUCUCCAACUUACCUUUCGAGAUUGCACCUAAUCUCACCAUAUCUGUCAAUGGAUACAAUGUUCUCCACAAGCAAGUCCCAGCUAGAAGCGCAUACGUUUGGAUGGAAGGAGAAGUUCCCCAAAUUCCAAUUGGCGAAACAACACAAAUGGCUGAAGACACAGCCCGUAUUAUCCAAAAGGUAGAAAUCAAAAAAGCUUACAAGUUUGGCGGCUCUCAAGUUCUCUUCACUCCAGAUGAGCAAAAGCAACUAAAGCACUUUGGUCCACCAGGACUUCGAAUAAUUGGGUUCAAACCUCAAUCUAUGUUACCCUAUUGGGCAUCCAUCAAAAAAUCAACAUUUGUCUAUCCAAGUGAAAACGACUAUGUUGGGUCAACUCGAGUUUUCUCAGCUCUCUGGGACAAACUCCUUGAAGAUAAGAAAAUGGGUUUAGCAUGGCACAUUGCUCGGAAAAAUGCCAAUCCUACCAUCGUUGCCAUAUUACCCUCAGUGGAAAAGCUCGAUCCCUCCACAAACCAGCAAAUUUUCCCCGCAGGUCUCUGGCUCUAUCCUCUCCCUUUCGCAGAUGAUCUCCGUAGUGUUGCAGCACCAGCCCCUAUCAUUGCUCCGGAUAAAUUGAUCGACAAUAUGCGAGUGAUCGUCCAACAGCUGCAAUUACCCAAAGCACAAUAUGAUCCUCGCAACUACCCAAACCCAAGUCUACAAUGGCACUACCGAAUCCUCCAAGCCAUGGCGCUCGAAGAAGAAAUCCCGGAAGUCCCAGAGGAUAAAACGGUACCGAAGUAUAGACAAAUCGACAAGAGAGCCGGUACAUACAUAUCCAAUUGGGCACUAACCCUGGCUUCGGAAUACGGAACUUGGAGCUUGAGUAAUAAAAGUUCGGGAAUGAAGAGAGAUCGCAGCGAGGAUAAUGAAGAAGAGAAGCAACCGAGGAAAAGAAAUGUUCUAGUAAGAAACUCGGCGAAGAAGUUGGGAGAAAUGGAUAAAGAAGAAUUGAAAAAUCUGGUACUGAAUGGUGGAUUAGAAAAAUUCAAGGUGGAGGAAUUGAAAGAGUGGUUGUUGGGAAAAGGUUUGUAUGGUGUGGGUAGGAAGGCGAAAUUAAUAGAGAGAGUUGAAGAGUGGGUCGAUCAAAAUUGA